Didymella exigua CBS 183.55 is the source of this 674-nucleotide messenger RNA. RefSeq lists its product as uncharacterized. Bases 137 to 370 code for a protein of 77 amino acids. The record is from RefSeq and is a predicted model, not a curated record. NCBI's taxonomy places the organism in Eukaryota, Fungi, Ascomycota, Dothideomycetes, Pleosporales, Didymellaceae. The transcript has a single exon.
UGAGUCGGCCAGGCAAUUGAGCCGGCCACCUUAUGCAGCCACCCACCUUGACACGCAGAUAACUCAACACCACAACGUCGUGCUGUGGCUCACAGUACGUCAAAUUAAUCCACUCUGUCUACAGUAUCUUGCUUACAUGUGCGCUUAUUGUGCCCAGCCUAACCACACCUCUUACAGCGUUGAGAACCCUCUCUACUACCACCUGUUUGCACCCUCUCCUCACGCCUCUCUGCCUCUGCCUGCACCACCACCUCUUGUGCAGCUAUUAUUUCCUCUGCCUCUUGCUGUGAUAGGGUUCCUCUAUACUAGAUCUGCUUCCUUUUACGUGCUUUACGCUCAGAAGCAGCUUUAUUUGCUGCUUGAAGCUUAACCAUCUCAGCCGCCAUAAGCACCUGGGAAUGCACCAUCAUAUCAGCUCCCUUUUUAAACUGCUGCACUAUCUCAAUAAUUAAAGCUAGAGAUAAACUGUGGUGCUGCCUAAUCUAGUUAGAUAUCAGCGUUGAUUAAGCUAAUAUUUCAGCAGCGUUGCUUAGUGUUCUAGGUUGCCAGGUAGUAGGCCCUAGUAAAGGUAGUGUUAGCGUACAAGGCUUUACUUCUGUCAGAUGCUCGUACUGUGAGCCAGAGUAUGUGCUUAACGAGAUCUUAGGUGGUAUGAUGAUAUAUUGAUAAUCGUG